GAAUGAAAUUAUAAUAAAAUAUGAAGUUCAAAAAUAAGGUUGCAGACCUCCCUGAGAAUGCACUUGAAGAAGAUUUUGACAUUGUCAAAGGCUCGUACGCUCAAAUUCAAGCUAGGACCUGGUAUAGAGAUUCUCACGGCCUCUUUGAUUACGAUUCCAAGAACGUUGUGAAGUCAAAGACUAUUUAAAGCAUUCCAGUCAUGCCUCCUGAACAAAAUGGCUGAUGAUAAAAUUUUUCCAAACACUGAACUAAAUUCAUUAGAACAUCCGAUUGAAAACCAAGAUUUCUCAGUAUCUGUUGUCUAUAUAAACGGGAAAUACUUCAUGCAGAAUGAUAAAGGAUACACCUGGAGAGUGUUGAAGUCUCCAAAAAGAUAUCCUGGCCUAAAAUGGAAGCCAGAAAAAUUGGGAAAAGGAGACAUCCUCAAGCUUGGUAGAUAUAUUUAUGAGGUAAAAGUCAUAUCAUCAAAAAGUGUCAACAAUGAUCGUGAAGAAAGUCUUGAUAACACUGAGAUCGAAGGCAGAAAUGGAGAAAUAAGACUCAGUCAUCAGCUCAAUAUGAACAGAGGGGCUAGUGUCAAUACAGCAUUAGACUGAAUGGAAAAAGAUGAGCCAAGAUGUUCACAAAGAGAAGUUCCAGAAAAUGCAUCCCAGCAAAGUAAAGGGGAAAUGCUUUGAAGGAUAUGCUUAUCUGAAGAUUCUGAUAAUGACAACCCAAUGAUCUCUCCUUGAAAAUGCUCUGGGACCAUGAAGUAUAUUCAUCUUGAUUGUUUAAAAGAGUGGCUCAGCUCAAAAAGAUCAGAGAAGAAAGGAACCUACUUCAGCUCAUAUCUUUGGGAAAAUGUGUACUGUGAGCUCUGAAAAGACAAUUUUACAGAAAACGUCACAACUCAAUUUGGAGUAGUCAAUAUCCUAGGAAUUGAGACUCCAACAAGUAAUAAUUAUAUUAUCUUGGAAGCUCUAAAUAGCGAGGAAGUUCUACGUAAAAAUACAAAAAUGGUACAUAUCAUUGACUUCAAAAAACUCAAAAAACUAAAUGUUGGAAGAGGUCAUGACAACCAUGUCAGAAUAACAGAUAUUAGCAUUUCUAGAUUACACUGUAAAUUAAUAUGAAUGAAGAAGGAAAUAUACCUAGACGACCAAGGGUCAAAGUUCGGAUCCCUCAUUGCAGAGCAAAAGCCAAUAGAUCUUUCAAAACUCGGCUCUGAUGGUCUUAUCCAAGUUGGGAGAACUUUAUUAAUAACAUCAGUUUCAAAGGCCAAAAUAUGAUGAUGCAAAACAUUUAAAACAUCCAAAGCGACUUUUGGCGUACAAUAUUCAAAAUAUAUGACCAUUUUUCCUUCUAUCUAUCAGAAUAUCUAUGAGAAAGAGUUUCCUUUGAUGUUCAGGAAGAAAUUUGAGCAAGAUCGGAGUGAGAUGAUGUCAUGAGAAGACCUACUUCAAAGGAAGAAACAAAAGAUUGAUGAUAUUAAUUACAAUACUCAAGAUAGAGAUCAACAAAACUAUGAUUUUCAAACUCAAGGCGCUGGAAGAGAAGGCAGGAAUAAUAAUGCGAUGCAAACUCAGACUCUCAUCCUGCCAUUCACCGAAAAUCACCAUUCUUCAGACAGCAGAAAUGAUGACUCAAGAAGAAAUAGUAGAGACUCUCCAGACGAAGUAAACAGUAUCAACGAUUCUGAAGUAGACCACAGAUUCCUCAGUGAUGAUGAGGAAGAAAACAAGAAAAGUAGGAAUCUCAAUGAAGAAGCCAAGAAUUCAUCGCUCAACCAAGGUCCAACUCUGAUGGAAAAACAACCCUCGAUAAUGGUACAGAAUACAUCUCAAAACGAAGAAAUUAAUGAAAAUAAUAUCUCUCGAAGCUCAGCUAGUAAGAAAAAGAGUGAAUUAGAUGGAAUUCAUGAAUUUAUUGACGAGUUAAAUGAUGAACUAAAAUCUAUAGAUCAGCUUGCCAGGAAUAACCAAAUCGAUAAUGAAGAGUCUAAAAGCCAAAAUGCCAACUCAAGGAGAGAUCACAUGAGUAGUCAAAAUAGCAAUAUCAGAGAUGAGAGUCUUAUUAUCCAAAAGCGGGAGAGGAUGAACAAGACUUCAAAUCUUUCUAAAAUAGAAAAUAGUAAUUCAAGCAAUUUAGCCCCUCAAAACAUAUCCUAUUCAGAAGCAAGACGAGUAGAGGAAAUGCCAGAAAUAGCUCAAAUAGAUGAAUCGCAUGGAUCUAUUGAAUAUUAAAUCUAUUUUCAAAACUAUUGUCAAUGUUCAAUAAGGAUCUUUGAUAAAAGGCUCCUGAUCCUUACAAAUCUCUAAUGUAUCAUUCAAAUGAGUCCGAAAAGUUUGGGAUAUAGACUCAGAAAGUUAGAAAUUAUUUCAUUUGCUCUUCGUUUUCUUAUCUAAUUAGUUUCACCGAUAUUUUAAUUUGU
Messenger RNA from Moneuplotes crassus, 2411 nucleotides. Lineage: Eukaryota; Ciliophora; Spirotrichea; Euplotida; Euplotidae. The record is from the annotation of a GenBank genome assembly.